Messenger RNA from Pristis pectinata (smalltooth sawfish), 8030 nucleotides. RefSeq names its product TopBP1-interacting, checkpoint, and replication regulator (gene ticrr). Gene Ontology annotation, cellular component: nucleus. NCBI's taxonomy places the organism in Eukaryota, Metazoa, Chordata, Chondrichthyes, Rhinopristiformes, Pristidae. Bases 136 to 6600 code for a protein of 2154 amino acids. Gene Ontology annotation, molecular function: chromatin binding. Gene Ontology annotation, biological process: mitotic DNA replication checkpoint signaling; mitotic G2 DNA damage checkpoint signaling; response to ionizing radiation. The record is from RefSeq and is a predicted model, not a curated record. The transcript is spliced from 22 exons.
GACCAAUGAGCGCUUGGGCACGAAAAAGGCGCCAAGAACAGUUCGUCCGAGUUGAAGAGGGAGAUGGCGACGGCGAUUCUGCGGCAGCGGUUGAUGGUGAGGGAGUGAGAGCUGCCCGGGCCCGGCAGGCCGGCCAUGGGUUCGCACAACCUCGCCUUCCUGGUGGACACCGCGGCCUCGGAGGGCGGCCUGAGCCCAGCGCUGGUGCGGCGGGCCGCGCUCCGGGUGCUGCUUCAUUCGGCCUGUCGCGCCGGCUUCCAGGACGUCCGCUGGGCCUUUAAACUCUUCGACUCGGCGGCGGCGCGGGGCCGCGUGUCCCGGGGCCACGGCUUCAGGGAGCUGCGGCUGAAGCACCUGGAGGAACUGGAGGAGGCCCUGAGCCGGGAGCUGGGCCGGAGCCGGCGGCGGGGGACGGCGGCCGCCACUCAGACCGCGCUGAUCGAGGCCUUGUCGGACUACCCGUGGGAUCGUCCCGACAUCACCUCCCCGGCCAAGCCUGGCCGCGGGUCAGCGGCCGAGGCCCCGCAGCCCCGGCCUCGCAAUGUCCUCUUCCUCUUCGCCCCCUGCCCUCUCUCCCGGGCCGACCUGGGCAGCUUCCUGCAGCUCCCGGCCGCCGACAGCUGUCACCAACUGGCGGAGAAAAUCAUCCCGCCGCCGGUCCGGGCACUGCUCUCCGGCCACAGCAUCGCCCUGCAUUGGGUGGACACCCAGCCCUUGCAUCAGUUCAUUGGAACGUCUGAUCAUGUUGGCUAUAGGUUAAUUUCAGAGGUGAUGCGAUUGGUUGGUGGGAGCUUAAUUCCAUUUGCUGCUUUAAUGAAACUUUCACUUAAAGAUUCUCAUUUACCAUUGGAGAAAACAUCACUGAGCUCCCAAGUUGGCCAGAAGAAUGGAAAGGACGCAAAGGAAUAUGUAGAACAGUUGAAAACAGUAGAUGCUCUAUUUCCAUUUGAUUGCACCAUGAAUUAUUUUGUGAGCAUUGAUAGUUUCUAUCGAAAUACAUUUCCGCUUCAACAUGGAUUACUGACUGUAACACAAGGAGGGCAGAAGGUUUGCUGUCCUAUCAUUUUGGAGCCAAUUUCCUGUACUCAGAAGUACCUGACCGACUCAGUAAACAUUAUUGUAAAAGGAGUUAUGAAGAAUUGGGAUCCAAAAAGAACAGACUUGUCUACACAUUCUUGGGUCCUGCAGCAAGCUGAACAGAACAAAACUAAAGAUAACUGCCUUCUUCAACUACUUCUGCAGGAAAUGGCUUGCAACAAAUUGCACGUGGUUGCUGAUAUAGAGAUGAAUGAUUGCCUAGCCAUGUGUACAGGAAUACUGUCUCCCUUGCUUUGUAAUACUGCAGUGUUCACGCUAAUUUGGGAACGAUCAGUCGAGUUUGAGGAGCUUCUCCUGCAGGCAGGCAUAACAGAGAGGAGCCAGGAAAUGUCCUCUGAGCUCUCAGACAUUGUGGACAAAGCACUGAACCUCAUCUCUGACACCCCCAAAGAAUGUCUGACCAGUUCAGAUGUUACUGUUCCGGAUUGGGUACACUUAGAGUUGUCUGAGACCUCCAAUCAAAGCAUUUCCUUUGUUGAAGGGUGGUUUCCAUUAUCUGAAUUAUCAGGAGCAAGCUCCACUCUGAUGGAAUCAUUCAGAUCAAUUCAAGCAACAGAUGACAAAGAGAACCUAGACUCUGAACUGGCUCUAACUGGUCAUUUAGCUGAGUUUUACCAGAGGAAAUCUGCAGGUGAAGCUGGAGCAAGUAUAGAGCAUGGAGCUAAAAGAAGACGGUGUGGUCCACGAACUCCCAUCCGGCAGAAGAUGAAAUCAAUGAGUCGUUCUCUCCAGAUGUUGAAUGUUGCCAGGCUAAAUGUGAAAGCUCAAAAAAGUCAGACAGAUGGGGUGCAACCCCUCUCUGGAGAGAUAUCUACCAAUCAAUCCAAAAAACAUUUGGGGCACAAAUGGAAAAAUAAAAAAGUGAGAAAGGAUAUUGCAGAUUUUAAAAGUAGUGAGGAGAUGAUUUCCAGUCUGAAAGAAACCUACCAGAAAUAUGUUUCGGAGGAAGAAUUGCCUCAGUUCAAUUUCAUAAAAAAUGCAAUCACUGUCAUUAAGAUGUAUCUAGAAUCUGCUAACACUGAAGAUCUUGAGGUCGCGUGCAUAAAUCUAAUCCGGAUGCAGUUACUAAAGAGCAGCAAAUCCAUUCGACAGCAGUAUGGAAACCAGGAGAAUAAGGAAUGUAAAGUCAGAGACUGCCAGCUCCAGGUCUUGUUGUGCUUGGAGAUGUGUCAGCAGUUUCCAUCAUUGCAAAGUGACAAUGAGCAGUUGGAACAGCUAGUGGAAGAAAUGACAAAUCUCCUGCGCAUAAUAUCUUUAACAAAAGACACCACGUUCCUUACAGCGUUUCUGGAGGAAGAGAUUUUAAAUACAUAUUUGCUCACGGUGCCAAAAAUAUUGGGCGAGUUAUACUUCGGAUUAGGGCAGAACGUCCCAGCACGUCUCGCCUCAGUGCUUCCUGCUGACUUUUUCAGUGACGAAUCUAUGAGUCAAGAAGCCAAGUCACCUGGUAGCUCCCAACCAGCCUCACUAGCUCCAAAUAGCAGCUGUGCAGACUUUGAAGGAGAACAGCUAGGAGAACUGCGUACCAGGUCUUGUAGGAAAAGAAGGAACUUUCCAAUGACUAGACAUCGGAGCACGUCAGAGGUGUCCCAUAAUCUGCGGCAAAUCCAAAUGCCAAAGAAGUCUGUAAAACAGCAGGAGAAUGUGCAGUCUCAUCUGUCCUUGGCUAUUGAGCAACCAAAGCUACUACAGUCUUCAUCACAAAAGGACGUACAAGAGGUUACAAAAGUGAGAAGAAACCUUUUUAAUCGUGAAAUGUUGUCGCCAAGGAAAAAAUCAAAGAUGCUAAGAAGCCAGUCUCUGUCAGUUGAUAAGGGAGUGAGGCAACUACACAGUGAAGAAAAGACCACUAAAAGUAAUCGGAAAUUGCUAACCAAGAAAGUGACUGAGACACCACUUCACAAGCAGGUGCCACAGCGGCUUCUGCACAAGCAGAUUCAAGGAAGGUGUUCAGAGUCCAACUCUGAUGUUAGUAUUGUAGAAGAAUCUCCAGAGAAAGCAUUGUCUAACAACUUGUGUCUAAGGAGGAGCCCACGCAUCAGAAAGGCAUCACUUGCCCGGAGACAUUCUAGCACAUUCUACUCUGGUUCUCGUCCAAUGUCUCGGAGUCUGGAGCGAGUCCAGUCAUUGUCACAAAAAGCAAAAGGAGCAGGCAACCAAGCCAUCCAGUCUCCAAAUCGUUUUCUCUUCGGUGCUGUAUUUGGACUUGAGAGUCCUAAGAACAAGAGGAUUCGUUCACCUUCUGAGGGAUUAUUAGUUAAGGGUCCAAAGUCUUGUCCCCAGCAAACGUUGAACUCUCCUGACAAGACCAGAGCUGCCCAAAGAUCCCGGCCAACACACCAUUAUUUAACACCAAGGAAGAAAGUAAAGAAUGCCAAAAUCCCAUCCAAGAACCUAAAUUUUGCCAAAAAUUUCUUAAAUAAAGGAUCUUCACCCCGGAAAAUAGCAACAGAUUCACAAUUUCAGUCACCAAGGCGAAGUGAACGUUUGAUUAAAGCAACAAUUGAAGAAGGUAAUUCACCAUGGAAAAUGGAAGGCCAAUCUCUAUUUAAAUCUCCUUCCACUGUUAGUGUACAGCUGAAGCUGACGUCUCCUUACAAAGACCAUUCACCAGCCAAACAAUCUUCCAGGCAGAGUGAGUGUUUAGCAUCUCCUUGUACAAACCUCUCAACUGUAGAAUUUGGUUCCCAAGUGAAAGCACCAGUCAAAGAUGUAUCUGUGUUGAGUAGUUCAGAAAUAGAAUCAAAAAGACCAUCUCCAUCCUGUUUGAUUGAUACCUUGUCAAAAGAUAAACCAUCGAAGCUCUGUACAUCAGGAAAACUAAAAUUAAGGAAGUCAAAAUCUGAUGAAUUAUUGAUCUCUUGCACACCAGCGAAAUCUUUUGUUUCUCCCCAAAAAUUGUGGAUAUCAGAAUCCUCAAAGACAACUGGUGGAAGAGGCCUUGAUUUGAGCUCACCAGAUAAAAGCAAUUGUUCGCAAUCAAUUCCAAGCACCCCUUCUACAUCAAGGAAUAUUAGUAAAGCCAGUCCUCAAACACCACUUAAAACUCCAGUCAUGACCAGAUCAAUGUGGAGUCUGCGUACACCAACCAGGUUUAAUGAGAGUCCAGGAAAAACAAGAGUGGGCUAUCAUGCUACUCCUUCAAAAUCUCAGUUGAAGACACCAUCUAAAUCUGUAACACCACCUAAAAGCCCAGCGAAGACACGGUCAAUGUUUAACAGAACGCCGGCAAAAUCUCAGUCAAAGCCACCACCAAAAUACUCUACAAGGUCACCUAAAAGCCCUAUAAAGACACAGUCAGUUUUUAACGUAACACCAUUGAAAACUGAGGUGACAGAGCUUUCUAAAUGCAGUGCAACAUCUCCAUACCUCAAAUCCUCAAGGUCAAGAGCAAGGGCUGGGCUUAACGCUGUAUUCUCAAAAGUUGAUCAGAAAAAACCAUCAAAUUGUAACUCUACACCAGAUAAAAGCCCAGUUGGGACUUUGUCACCUUCUACAUCAAAUUCAACAUCUCCAUAUCUCAAAGAUACAAUGAGGGUAAGGCUUGGGUUUAACAUUACAGAAUCUAAGCAUGAUGUACAUGAUUUAUCUGAAGCUCAGGCAAUAUUGGAUACAUCAAUUAAAUUAGUUUCUGAAGCUGAAGCAAUUACAGUACCACUGAAAAUUCCACCAGAACCUGCCACUUCAGUGCCCAGAUUAAACCAAGUUUUUAAAACCCCAGAAAAAAAUAUGAGCACAAUUUAUAAUGCAUGGAAUAAGUCCCCAAAGAACGUCAAGGUAUUUGGGAAAUCAAAGGCCAGUAUGUAUGAGUGUAUGCAACAAGAAAACAUUGGGAUUCCUAACACAACUGAAAGCUGUGUUACCAACCAGACAGCUUCUGGCAGUUGGUUAAAAGUAACUUGUGACAACUCACAUAAUCUUAGAGCAGACUGUUUUAAUGCUGUUGGAGCUUUGGAUUCAUCACAUUCUGUCUCAUGCCUUUCUCAAAGCACAGCCUCUGAACUUGUUUUAAUAUUGGAGAAACCAGAUUCAUCUCCUUUGGCUAGUAGAAUUGAUUCUAGUGCAACUGGCUUGCAGACAAAAGAAAAUAGUGAUAUAUCACAAGAUUGUCUUUCACCAAAGGAAGGCUCUGGCUUAAGAAUGAAAUUUGCUGUGCAGAGAAACGUUUCUAAUUCCAGUGUUAAUUUUGUGGCUCCUACUAAAUCAUCCCUGCUUCAAAAGGAAUCCACGUCAUAUGAGUUCCGCUGGACUCCAGAUAGGAGACAGAGACUUGCAGCAGCACAGCAGCAGCAGAUGCUUGAAGUUCCAAGGGAAACAUCAACUCCAAAUGUUUGCAAUUGGCCCUCAAUGCCAACCUAUGAGGUUGAGCUGGAAAUGCAAGAUUCUGGGCUUCCCAAACUCCGAUUCAAGCGGACCAAUUCCAGUGCAGGGGUUAGUCCAAAGCUGAAGAAAUCUGUCAGUGAAAGCAAUAAUAGUCCUCUCUCGGGUUACUUAAAGAGAAGUGGGUGCGAAAGUCCAUUAGGUGAGGCGCAGGCACAAUUUUGCAUUAAACAUUCGGGAAGAACCGAAGCAGGUCAUAUAUCCCCAUCAUUUUGUUUCCAUACGUCUCUCAGCACUCCAGCAAAGGCUACACCUAGAAAAGGGGGUGUGCAGACUUAUAUCUGCCAAUCCUAUACGCCAAACCAGUGCUCCUCUAACACAUCCUCUCCAUCACAAACAGAUUUGGGAGCCGUGCCCUGGACUCCUUCACCCACACACAAGCUUCGGCCCUCCCAAACACCAGAUGCCAUUAAAAACUGGCCAAGAAAGAAGAAAGCAGCCACCACUCCACUCAGUAGGAAGAGUCAGAAGGUGGGCGAACCUAUAGUCAUGCAAAAAGAUGGCAACAUUCCUACAGAACACUAUAGCAGCAAAACUCUGCCUUUAGAAGAGCUGAGUAUGGAAGGAGUGAGCAGGUUACAAGAUCAAUCCCCUAAUGUGGAAUGGGACCAAAGAUUUCCAGAUAGUCCAGUGACAACGUUUGCCCUUCAUUCUAGAAAACGUGGGAGUAGUUUUAUCUCUCCUGUGGCAACAGAAGGAAGAGAAGUUAAAAAGCGCAAGGAGACAAAUUUUACUGGAACUUCUUCAGAAUCUGGAUUUACAUCAGUAGAGCUGCAAAAGAGACAGUCUUCUCCCAGCUCUUCUGCUCCUAUUCAUGAAACUAUAUUGCACUGUUCAGUUGACGAUGAUGUCUUCAAUAGUCCAGUUGAAACAUCACCAAGUUACAAAGUUAAAUCAGGUCUGUCUGCCAGUGGCCUGCUGACACUCACUCAGUCACCAUUGUUGUAUACUGGGAGAACACCAGCGAAAAAAAGAACUGGUAUCAAAGAUAUUGUACCAAUAGACAGCUCCCCUUCCAAGAGAUUGGCUGGUGACAUUGAACAAGACUAUUCUCCUUUCGCCAAAAUGCCAGUUCGCCGCUGCAUUACAAAGACCUACUCCAGAAAAAAACUUGCUAAUUAACUAGAACCACCUUAAUCUUGGUGAUAAUACCUGGUAGUUUUGUUUCAGUUUCUUUUCUCUGGGGAAACAUUGUAUAGGACUAUGGAUAUCUUGAAUGUUGGAAUUGCUUUGUAGUGGUAACAGUGGAUGUGAUAAAGCACUUCAAAUGGAAUGAACUUGGAGUUAAGCUCCAAUACUACAUUGCCACUAGGUUUGAGUAAACUUGCAUUCAUGUAAUAAGGCUGACUGAACCAUUCAAACUGGACAUUGUCUUCAAAGGAGAAAAAAUUAAGUUAUUUUUUAAAAUAUGCAUUGUAUUUGAAAGAUUUUCCCCACCCCUUAAGUGUCAGUGCAGACUUGGGCUAAAACCAUUUGGAUUAAAUGAAGGUAAAGUUUGAAUGCCCACAAUGGGUCACUUGCUAGGUCUUUUUCACAAGACUAGACUAAAUGGAAAAGGAUUAGUUCUUGCUGUUAAUGUAAUUUUACACAUUGAAAAUGGUUGGCUCAAUUCUUUUAGAUGUUUGAAUAGAAUGGACCUGUGUAAUUGCUGAUAAGAGGUAUAAUAUAAAGAAAGAAAUAAAGUGGACUGAGUGGUCAUCUCCACCAACCUAUGAUUAAAAUCAUUACAAAUUACAUUAUUUUAAACAAAGUUAAAAGUUUCGAGUAAUAUAGCCUAUUUUAACAUUCUUUUGAUUUUAUCUUUAAUUGCAAUUGGGAUGUACAUGAAAAUUUUAAAAGAAGCUAUCUUGAAUUCCCACUGACUUUAAGACUGUUAACCCAGUGCUGUGAGAAGAAAGGUUUUUGAAUCACAUGCCUCUGCUCCUCGCACUGUACUGAAUGGUCAGAGCAAACCUGCAAUUUUAGAACCUUUCCAGUCCUGGGCUUCUCCCAGUGUGGUUCAGUCCUCCAUUACCUGUCUAAAAAAAGUUCAAUUGCGCCCUGGUUUUAAAAUUGGAACUCCUAAUGUGCUACCAAAACUUUUUAUUGGAGAGCACCCAAGUUAUAUUUUGUACUAUUAAAGUUAAAUACAAUUUUAUCUUUUCAGAUGUUGUCAUAUAUUAAUUUGAAAUGAAUUUUUACAGAAAGUCACAGAAUUUUUUCAGGUCUUUGGAUUUCUUUUAAAUUAUCUCAUUGAUAAUUCUUAAAUUUCGAUAAAAGAGAAAAUGAACUAGACACAUUUAUGCUGAAUGUAGAUGUGGGUUAUGCAUAAGAUUUCUAUUUGUGUACGAACUAAUUUUGUGGGGGGGGUGGGAGUGUAAAUACUGUAAAGUGGUCUUAAAUGAAAGCUAUUAUAAGUAUUUUGUACAGUUAGUGAUAAACUCAUUGUUUAUUUUACGAUGUGGAAAUUGUAUUAUAAGUGCAUGCAGCUUGUACAUGCUACUGCAUAGACACCAUCAUGUUGAAGGUGCAUUAAAGACAAAUGAACCUUGCUUUUCAAGUGUUCAUCCACC